GGUCUUGCACUCAGCCAUUAGGUGCCAGACUGUUUCAGGGGUGUCUCUACAAAGCCUGCAUCUUAUGUCCCAACUCAUGUGAUAGAACCCAGUCUGUAUUGUUCUUGUGUUUGGAAGGAUUGAACUGGUUCCGGAAAGCAACUUGACACUCACAAUAUGGCAGACGCGUUGACGUACCGUUUUAUACAGGGACAAUGAAGCCAAUGAUCUAUACACAAAAGAAAUGCUUAUAUUUUCCUACAUUAUUCACAAAUGCGUACAAAAGAAAAUAUUAUGUACACAAUAGUUAUUAAUGCACAUGUACUUUAAAUUUUUACAUGCUCAUUUAUGAGACAUUCGCCCUUUUUAUUUAGUACAAUCCAAAGCUACGGAAAAAGCGCAGUUAAAACAAGUUACUUAAAACAAGCCAUAUACACCUGUACAAUUAUAAACAUUUGUAUUUUUAUUUGCGUUUAUUUUCUGUUUUAGCAAUCUUCAAAUUGUGGGGUUUGAAUGUUUUUGCCGUGAGACAUAAAUCAGAUAUUCUCUAAUAAAGCUUACACAAUUGUACAGACUUUCACGCCUUUUUGUUUGCUCCAUUAACACCAAAUAACAAAAGACUCACCUACAUGAAAUCGUCCUUAACAGCUUCCGUUAUUGCGACGCAAAAAUUACAAGCUUCCUGUCACGCGACCAGUACAGUACCCUCACGUGACUUCAGUCAAUAAAAAUGAAAGUGGUGCUCAGCUGGUUUGAAACUGCAGCUCUUAUUUUUAUUCUUAAUGUGUGCUUUAACGAGAGUUAUCAGCUGACUGGGCUGCAGGUAUGCUCGCUCUGUGGUGGGACAGUCCAAAACACCUCCGAUGUGGGUCAGUUCUGUUCUUCAUCCGCUGGACGGAUAGACAGGAGGUGUUGUUUAGCAAAUAAUAACACAAUCGACCCUGAACGCAUCAUCGGGUUGGACCUAUCCAAUUGUUCCCUGACUCAAGUAAAAGAACUUCCAGGAGCAUCCAAAGUGUUCAUGAUAGAUCUCUCACUGAAUCCCAUUGUCAACAUCAGUGAGAAGGUGUUCCUAGGAUUUCUUGGCCUAAAUUACAUGAUUUUACCACAGGACGUGGUUUGUCCGGGUGGGAAUGUGUCUUGGCAAAAGGUGAAAGUCAAACAGGGAAAGCGCCUUUGCAAGGGCCAGAAUAAUAUGUGCAACCAGACAGGACAGAUGUCCAUGAGCUGUCCAGAACACUCCCUUUGCGGUCCCUACGGUCCUGGCUUCUUUGAGUGCAGCUGUGCUGAAAAUUAUCAGGGAUACAAGUGUCUUCGACAGGGGGAGUUCCCAGUUGUCGAGGUGUUCGGGCCUCUGGCAGCAUCCACAGUUGUGAUCUCCUUCCUGGUGUGGGUUACCCAGAGACGUAAAGCCAAAUCACUCUGAGGCUGAGGUGCUUUUAAUCUGACAAGAAACAGACUCCUUAAAGAGAUAAUAACACUGACAAAGCCCAGGAUGGCACCACGCUCCUUCAUAAAUAUUUUAUUAAUUUUCUUUUUCUGGGGCGGCUAUAUUUUAUUUCAGGGGGAUAUUAAAAACUGGCAUUUUUAAUAUAAUUAUUGUGAUUUAAUUUUAGAAAAAAAAAAAAAAAAGCUUUGAUGUAUGACCUAAUGUUUGACAGGGAUGCCACUAGGAUUGCUUCAGCUUGAGUUUUUCAAAAGAAGAUUGACAGAAAAUAGUGUACACUAUAGAUGAUUCUGACAAACAAAUGCUAAAUGUGUGAGUUUACACCAAAAAUAAUAAUUUUAUGCAUGUUUAAAAAAAAGUUGAGCAAAAUAGUUAUUGCAUGCUGCCGCUGGGGUUUACUUUGAGGGGAAAAAACAGCUGUAUUAAAUUUACACCAUCAAAAAUGCAGGUUUUUCUGUACUUUAAUGAUGGUUUUAACCUCUUUCAUUCAAAUGUACUCUGGACAAUUAUUUUAAUUUCAGAGUAAAUAUUUCACUUGUUUUAGUUUGUGGUUGGUGGGUCUGGUUAAAUACCAGUUUGCUCUACAAACGUUGGGGAUUUCAUAUUCCUGCUGUUGUAUAAUUGCCUUUUCUUUUUCUAUUUGGCUGACUGAAUAAUAACUGUCUUUCAUGAGAGUUUCAGAUUGUUGUCCUGAUCUACUCUACAAUCUGAAUGUUUUCUGUUGUAUCAUUUGUUCAAAGUUGUCAUGCUUCAUGUUGCUCAAAGUUCAGGGUUUUAAUAAAGAUUUUAAAAUA
Girardinichthys multiradiatus is the source of this 2220-nucleotide messenger RNA. RefSeq names its product all-trans retinoic acid-induced differentiation factor (gene atraid). The transcript is spliced from 8 exons. The coding region runs from base 710 to 1405 and encodes 231 amino acids. The record is from RefSeq and is a predicted model, not a curated record. Gene Ontology annotation, cellular component: intracellular membrane-bounded organelle. Lineage: Eukaryota; Metazoa; Chordata; Actinopteri; Cyprinodontiformes; Goodeidae. Gene Ontology annotation, biological process: positive regulation of osteoblast differentiation.